This is a messenger RNA of Aspergillus bombycis, 222 nucleotides long. RefSeq names its product TFIIH complex subunit TFB5 (gene tfb5). Lineage: Eukaryota; Fungi; Ascomycota; Eurotiomycetes; Eurotiales; Aspergillaceae. Gene Ontology annotation, cellular component: transcription factor TFIIH holo complex; transcription factor TFIIH core complex. The coding region runs from base 1 to 222 and encodes 73 amino acids. The record is from RefSeq and is a predicted model, not a curated record. The transcript is spliced from 3 exons. Gene Ontology annotation, biological process: nucleotide-excision repair, preincision complex assembly; transcription initiation at RNA polymerase II promoter; nucleotide-excision repair.
AUGCCCCGUGCUGUUCGAGGAGUCCUGAUCGAAUGCGAUCCGUCCGUGAAAGCCAUUAUCCUGAAGUACGACGAAGAAAGGCAUGACUACAUCGUGGAAGACCUGGAUGAUGACCGCCACCUGGUUAUCAAGGAGAGCCAACUGCAGAACCUGAAGAUCCGGCUGGGAAGAGAACUCGAUGAAAAGGUUAUGCAACCCGAUGAGUCGGAAUCCGACGAAUGA